CAGAGGACAGGAGAGAGCCUGGGGGGCCGUUGUACUCACAGGGGAUCUUGUUGAGCAGCUGGUCGAUAAAGCCAGGAGCGGCGGUGGUGCUGUUGAACGCGGUGCAGUACCUGUAAUGCCGCCGAUUUAAGAUGGAUGCAGAAAUUGUUGUAAAUACUGACAUUAAGCAGAAAGACUCGAGACAUGCAUUGGUUAUUGCCAUCGAACACUGCGCCUUUUUUGAUCAAAAUGGAGACUGGGAACCAAAAUCGUCUAACACAGCCAGUGAAGUGCUGAGUCAUGGUCCCGCAAUUUCUUUUAUCAAGGCCAUACAGAGAGUCAACCAUAAACUUAUGGAAAAGAAUCCUAAUGAAACGUUUCUUUUUGAUGUAAUUCUCAUAUGUAACAACCAAAUUCCAGAAAACCAAUCAAAAAUAGUCACCAGUGCCAAGCACUAUGGUCUUGAGAUUAGCAGAUUUUGCUUUUGCAAUGAUGCCAGUUUCACCAACAGCAUGCUGUCUAACAAUGUGAAACUCUUCCUGUCAACAAACAGAGAUGAUAUUGUCAAGACCCAGGAAAGAGGUCUCCCAGCUGCACUGCUAUGCAAGCAGGUUGCCCAAGAAGCUGUUGAUCAGCUCAAGUUCCUAUUUAUAGGGGAUAGUCUAGGCAUUCCUGAGGAUUUGAAAGGCGAAAUGUUCAACGUGAACCAGCCUCACAGCCUCCAGAUUACCCAGGCUUCCUUGAAAGAGCUUGUGGCGGUCAUUGGACAAAUGAGAAGCAAGUUUGGGCAAGACGACAGCCCACUCCGCACGUGCCUGGUAACAUUGUGGAGUCCCAGGGAUGUGUGUGUGAGAGCCCUGAAGACCUUCCGUGACUGGGGCAUGGAGGUUGAGGAGGCCUAUUGUUUGGCUGGAACUCCGCCAAGUGCCAUCUUGGCCCAAAUACAGCCUCAUGUUCUCUGCGGUGAUGGCCUUUAUCACAUGCGAGAUGUUGCUGCAUUGUCCUGAAAGUAGGACUGAUUUUUCACAUACACCUUAAUAAUUUUCUCGUGUUACUGUUGACCAUCAGUAUUUUUGUAUUGACUUUUUAGGCUUAUGAUCUUACACACCCUUUGAACUGUAAACACAUUUCAGCAGUCAUGAUAACCAGUCUUAUUUUUAAGCACCAUUUUUGUCUUGAUUUGUAUAGCAAUAUAUAAUUAUUUUGUAUAAAUGUCAAAAUAUUUUGUAAUGUUAAAAUAUUGUUUUUUGUGCAGUUCUAUCAAACAUCUUCCAAUAAUAGCAUGUUCAGUAGUAUUGGCUCUGUAAAAAGACAAGAGAAUUCAAAUGUUUUUAUUCAGGACUGUUUAUAUCACUUGCAUUAAAAGUGGGUUCUACCAUAA
This is a messenger RNA of Paramormyrops kingsleyae, 1360 nucleotides long. RefSeq names its product cytosolic 5'-nucleotidase 1B. Gene Ontology annotation, molecular function: 5'-nucleotidase activity; magnesium ion binding; nucleotide binding. Lineage: Eukaryota; Metazoa; Chordata; Actinopteri; Osteoglossiformes; Mormyridae. The record is from RefSeq and is a predicted model, not a curated record. Gene Ontology annotation, biological process: adenosine metabolic process; nucleotide metabolic process. Gene Ontology annotation, cellular component: cytosol; cytoplasm.